Messenger RNA from Enhydra lutris kenyoni (northern sea otter), 1753 nucleotides. It is a transcript of the gene NSUN3, whose product is annotated as NOP2/Sun RNA methyltransferase family member 3. Gene Ontology annotation, cellular component: mitochondrial large ribosomal subunit. Gene Ontology annotation, biological process: rRNA methylation. Lineage: Eukaryota; Metazoa; Chordata; Mammalia; Carnivora; Mustelidae. The transcript is spliced from 6 exons. The coding region runs from base 120 to 1133 and encodes 337 amino acids. Gene Ontology annotation, molecular function: methyltransferase activity. The record is from RefSeq and is a predicted model, not a curated record.
AAACGAGGGAUAGAAGUGCCAGAGAGUGAACCUCGCAUGUGAGGCCGUGCUUUUGAUUUCCUGGAGGUUUUAGGUGCUGCGUCGUGUAGAUCUCUUGUCUGGCUUCUCGCGGCGGGAUAAUGUUGACCCGGCUGAAAGCAAAAUCAGAGGGGAAGCUUGCAAAACAGAUUUGCAGAGUUGUAUUGGAUCAUUUUGAGAAACAGUAUUCCAAAGAACUUGGAGAUGCCUGGAAUACAGUAAGGGAUAUACUAAUAUCACCAUCAUGCUGGCAGUAUGCUAUCCUUCUUAACCGAUUCAAUUAUUCCUUUGAACUGGAAAAAGAUUUACAUUUAAAGGGCUAUCACACACUCUUCCAAGGAUCUUUACCCUACUAUCCUAAAUCAAUGAGGUGUUACCUUAGCAGAACUCCAGACAGAAUGCCUUCAGAAAGACACCAAAUUGGAAAUCUAAAAAAAUAUUAUCUCCUGAAUGCUGCCUCUCUUCUCCCAGUAUUGGCUCUGGAAUUAAGGGAUGGCGAGAAGGUUCUGGAUCUCUGUGCUGCUCCUGGAGGCAAAUCGAUAGCUCUGCUGCAGUGUGCUUAUCCAGGUUAUCUUCACUGUAAUGAACAUGAUAGUCUGAGAUUGAGGUGGCUGAGGCAGACAUUAGAAUCUUUCAUCCCACAGCCUUUGAUAAAUGUAAUUAAAGUGUCUCAAUUGGAUGGCAGAGAAAUGGGAGAUGCCCAGCCUGAAAUGUUUGACAAGGUGUUAGUUGAUGCUCCCUGUUCAAAUGAUCGAAGUUGGUUGUUCUCUUCUGAUUCUCAGAAGGCAACCUGGAGGAUAAGCCAACGGAGGAAUUUGCCCAUUCUGCAGCUAGAACUCUUAAGGUCUGCAAUUAAGGCCUUACGCCCUGGAGGGUUGCUUGUGUACUCUACAUGCACACUUUCCAAGGCAGAAAAUCAAGAUGUCAUCAGUGAAAUUUUAAACUCCUACACGAACAUCAUGUCUGUGGACAUUAAGGAAAUGGCAAGGACUUGCUCCCAAGACUUCACAUUUGCUCCCACUGGCCAGGAAUGUGGACUCUUAGUGAUUCCAGACAAGGGCAAAGCCUGGGGCCCAAUGUAUGUAGCCAAAUUGAAGAAAUCAUGGACUACAUGAAAUUGGUGAUAUGCAUUUUGUAAGCCAUGACAGUGUAUUAUUAUAUUUACAUUUCUGGGUUCUCAAGGUGUUAACAUUUAAAUAAAUGUGGAGUCAUUUUCCCUGGGUCUGUUUGGAAUCCUGUUUCCUUAAUACUUGGCAUCUCAGAAUCUAGGCUUGAGGAUUUUCCAGGUAUAUUUUUUUCCCUAGAAGUAUAUCUAUAGCACUGGUUUCAGGUGUUGCAGAUGGUGUUUGUUCUGAAUAAUAAAUCUGCUGUCUUUUAGUUGGCAUUUUGUAGUUAAAUUAAUCAGAAUAUGUGGUUUUAUGCAUACUAUGCUUAGGGAUACAUUGUAUCCAUGAUGUUGGUGUUUUGAACCUUUAAAAAAUGCACAUUUGGCUGUCCCUUUUAUAAUUUUUCUCCUUAUCAAAUAUACGGAUUCUUUCAGAGUCCACCCCCCCCCCCCACAUUUUUCUGUAAGAACUGAUUAGUAUUCUGAGACUAACUUCUUAAACGGCACUAUUUUGAGCUCUAGAAAAUAGGUUUCUUAUUUGCCACAUUGUUUUCCACUAAGGACUAUCUUCUGUUUACUGCAAAGGUCAGUGACUCUAUUGACACCAGCUUUAUUUCUCCACUUUUUUUU